GUGAAGCCGUUAAAAGGGAGCUUUAAGGUUCCACAAUAUAAUAAAUCUGACACCUGUUCCCAAUUCUCUGUCCCACCAGAGCACUACAACCCAGGUAUAUCCGGAUACGACACGGUGAUGUACGCAGCCGCCGGUCCGGAACACAUGGAAGGUACUAUGGCGUGGGGCGUCAUGUGCGCAACUCUGACUGAUGGUCGUCCGGUGGCAGGUGGUAUUUAUCUCUCCCCACGUGAAAUCACCAAUACCUCGCAAAUGGUACGUGUUGUCGCUCACGAGAUGGCGCACAUCCUUGGUUUCGACAGAGAAGUGUUCUCUGCUAAUAAAAUGAUUACUCUGGUGCAUGAUGUUCGAGGAAAGAGUAACGUUCAUAUGUUAACAUCAGAAAAGGUUAUGGAAAAGGCUCAGGAGCAC
This is a messenger RNA of Trypanosoma theileri, 411 nucleotides long. RefSeq names its product surface protease GP63. The transcript has a single exon. Gene Ontology annotation, biological process: proteolysis; cell adhesion. Gene Ontology annotation, molecular function: metalloendopeptidase activity. NCBI's taxonomy places the organism in Eukaryota, Euglenozoa, Kinetoplastea, Trypanosomatida, Trypanosomatidae. The annotation marks the transcript as partial. Gene Ontology annotation, cellular component: cytoplasm; membrane. The record is from RefSeq and is a predicted model, not a curated record.